Molecule: messenger RNA, 11097 nt
Organism: Effrenium voratum
Lineage: Eukaryota; Dinophyceae; Suessiales; Symbiodiniaceae
Source: the annotation of a GenBank genome assembly
AUGACAUGUGCCGCUUGCAGCGGUGCCGUGGAACGAGCGCUGAAGCAACUAGCAGGCGUGCAUGAGGUUGAAGUGAGCCUUCUUCGCGCCCGUGCAUCGGUGCGCUUUGACAGCACCACACUGAGCGCAGAGCAAUUAGCCGACGAAAUCGAGGCCGUGGGCUUCGAUGCCACGCUGACCAGCGUCACCAGCACCAAGCCGAGGUCCGCGCCUCUCACGCGCCGCGUGGAGCUGUCGGUGCAGGGCAUGACCUGCGCCGCCUGCAGCGGCGCUGUGGAGCGGGCGCUGCGCAACGGCGCAGGGGUCCUCGACGUCCAGGUGAGCCUCCUCCGGAGCAAGGCGGUGGUCACAUGCACCAGUGAGGCCGCAACCGCCGAAGCCCUGGCAGAGGAAGUGGAGGACUGCGGCUUUGAGGCCGCAGUGGUGUCUGAGACGCAGGCCGCUGCUGGCGAGCAAAGGCUUCAGCCAGAGACGGCAAAGCUGCACGUGUCUGCAAGCGGCCCAGCAGAGGCGGCUGCAGUCCAAGAAAGGCUGGAAAAGAUGCCCGGAAUUCUCAGCGUGACCACGCUGGACAUUUGCUGCUUGCGCGUUCUUUACCGGCCGGAUGAGGCAAAGCCACGAGAGGUGCUGGCCACUUUGCAAGCGCAAGGCCUUAAAGUGGAGCACUCGCAGCCCGGGCUCUCGCAGGAAUCGCUGCCUGAGAAGUCCAUAGCUCGUGACCUUCGUUGCGCGCUGCCACCGACCCUAGUGAUCUUCUUUGUGGUUUUUCUUUUGCCCCUCACGGGCUCGGGCUUGCACUUCUCCUGUGGCAUCCCGGGACUUCAAGUGGAGACCUUGUUGCUCUUCGCCUUGGCCACGCCGGUGCAGUGUUACGCUGGGCGAAGGUUUCACCAUUCCGCCCGACGAGCACUUGAGCGGCGCUCGCCGAACAUGGAUGUGCUGGUCUCCACUGCUACGUGUUUAGCUUAUGGCUACUCCACCUUCAUGAUGGCCCUGGCGGUUGUUUUUGCAAUGCUGGGCGACAAGCAAGAGGAGCCCCCGCCACACUUUUUCGAGACCCCCUGCAGCCUGAUCACCGUGGUCCUCCUUGGGAGGCUGCUGGAGGCAGCUGCUAAGAAACGGACCACGGACUCGCUGGAUGAGCUUUUGCGGACGACCCCGGUUUCAGCGCGCCUCUGCAGCGGGGAGGAAAUCCCCACGGAGUUGGUGGGCUUGGGGGACGUUUUGGAGGUCCAUCCUGGGGAACUUGCACCAGUGGAUGGGGAGCUGCUUCCUUGGACAGGGGAUGAGAAAGGCUUGGAAGGCUGGGAAACGGCGGCUACUGCAGCCUUUGACGAGUCCCUUCUCACUGGUGAGAGCCGCCCAGUGCCCAAGAACCCGGGUGACAUGGUGAUCGGCUGCAGCCGCCACGCGGGCUCCCGGUCUUGCCGACUGCUCGCCCAACGCGUGGGCAGCGGCACUGCGCUGUCGCAGAUCGUGGCGCUGGUGGAGCGCGCCGCCGCCUCCGCGGGGGCCGCCCCGGCGCAGCGCUUCGCGGAUGCCGCCGCACGCAUUUUCGUCCCUGCUGUGGUGCUGUUGGCCGCCUUCACUGCGCUGGUGUGGUUCUGCAUGGUGAGCUCUGGGAGCGUGGACAUGCCCAAGAGGAAGCACGAAGGCAUGGCCUUCGCAACCUGCGAGCAGAUGUUGUUCGCUUUGAAGUACGGGCUGUCAGUGCUGCUGGUGGCUUGUCCCUGCGCCAUGGGCUUGGCGACGCCCACGGCUGUGAUGGUCUCCACAGGCGUGGCAGCUCGGCGGGGCAUUUUUGUAAAGAGUGCCGCCUCCAUGGAGCUCAUGGCCAAGAAAGGCGCCAUCAUCAUGGACAAGACGGGCACGUUGACGAUGGGACGCCCAGGCCUGGUGGCCAUAGCUUUGCCGCGCGGGGCUUGGUCUUCAGAGGUGGCGCGCGCGGUGGCUAACCUGGCUGCUGGCGGCGUGGCCAAGGUCACCUCCGAGCCCCGAGUGCUUGAAGUGACGUCCUCCAGCUGCUUGCCCUACGAUGGCGCCCAGUCGGAUUUGAUGGGGCUUUGCGUGCUCCUCUGCGCCUCUGCGUCACAAUCAGAGCACCCUCUCAGCCGCGGCAUCGAGGAGGGCGUGGCCCGCCUUUCUCUCCGAGGACCUUCGGAGCUUUUAGAGGCAGCACCUCCGGUGACUUCUUUUGAGGUGAAGCUGGGCAGCGGCGUGGAGUUCCAGUUGGGCGACCUGGCAGUGGCUGUGGGAUCUCUGGAGCACUUGGCCUCAGAUCCUGAAGUCUUGCCCUGGGCAGAGCAGCAGAGAAGAAAUGGCUGCACCAUUGUGGGCGUGCAAGCUAACGGAGUUCUUCUGGGCCUGGCAGCCCUGCGCGACACAGUGCAGCCUGCGGCGCAGAAGGUGAUCCGGGAACUGCAGGAGGCCGGGGAGGAGGUGUGGAUGUGCACGGGCGACCACAGCAGCACGGCCUCGGCGGUGGCUGAAGAGCUGGGCCUCGCCGAGAGGCACAUCCGCGCGGAGUGCCUCCCAGCGCACAAGGCUGCCGUGGUGUCGGAAUUGCAAGCUGCAGGCAAGCGUGUGAUCUUCGUAGGCGACGGCGUGAACGACGCGCCCGCCUUGACCUCCGCCGAGGUUGGUGUGGCGAUCGGCACCGGCGCCCGGCUGACCGUGGAUGCGGCGGAUGUGGUACUCGUCCGAGCAGACUUGCAGGAGCUGCUCACCGCGAAGCAGCUGGCCCUUGCCACGGUGUGGUGCAUCAAGCGAAACUUCAUGUGGGCGAUGAUCUUCAAUGCCUGCAUGAUCCCUUUGGCUGCUGGGGUUCUCCAUGAACGAGGUGUCCAUUUACCGCCUGCCGCGGCGGCUGCAGCUAUGGCCUGCUCAUCCAUCACUGUUGUAUCCUCGUCACUUCUCCUGCGACGCUUCAAACCACGAUGGCAAGGAGCUGAGUUGACGGCUUUCAAGAAGCCGGUGCCAAAGAAGGGCAAAGGUGCCGAGUUUUCCCCGCUCACCGGCAACAGGGAGGACUCACGGUCGAGCCGCCGGAACCUGUCAGAGCAGCGAUUCCUGCCAGGGGCCUGGGUCGAUUCGGCCGAUGGCGAAGCCAGCGAUGCCUUCACAGUGCGCGGCAGGGAGAAUGCGCCUGUGCCGGUGCAGUUCAAUCUGCAGGACUUGCAGAUUGGGCGCCGCAAAUUCCGCUCGGGUACCUCCGGGCCAGCCAUCCAUUUGCCGGCGGAUCGCCUGCUGGGGGCGCUGCCGCAGGCAGUGCAGCGCUAUGAGACCUUCGUUUGUGGAAAGAUCAUGUUUGGCAACCAACGCUUUUCCUUUGAAGUACGGGAAUUGGAUCGCUCUCCUCAGAACAUCGCCAAGCUAUUGAGGAAGAAGUGCGACCGAGAAGCGUAUGCACCGACCUUCCUAGAUAUGACGUUGGCCACAAUGCAUUCUCCCGUGCAGUCCUUCCAAGUGAAGUUUCAGGAUGUGGCGUCCAUGGAGUGCCGCAAUGUGAGUCAAGAAUGGGAGCUUGUGUUGAAAUUGAAAAAGCCGCUGUCAUGCUAUUCGAAGACCAAUGGCCGAAGCUGGCAGACAGUGGAGAGCCCACUGGCCAACGCCAAGACCAUUCGAUGCGUCACAGCUCCUUGUGAACCCAAAAAUGGGAGCGAAAGGCAGCUUCCCUUUGGGCAGGUCCGUGAACUUGCCAUUCAAUCAUCGCCAGUUCUUGCGGCUCUGUUCGAUGGGAUAGCUGUGGCCCCGGUCCCGGUGAAGCAGAAGCGCAAGGCCAACGAGGAUUCACCAGGCAAUGUGACCAAACGCCUGAAGAAAGAGGCCCAAGGCUCCAAGAAGCUUUCGGUGGCGGACCAGCAGUUUUUGGAUGUCGAGGCUGUGAAACUAUCGUUGAAUGGAUUUGUUCAGAGCCUUGCAGAAACUGUGGAUGCCGACUGGCAUGACUCCUACGAGGAAACAGGUGAAAUGCUUGGUGAAUGGUUCGGGGAGUGUGGAGACCAUGUCAUGAAGGUCAUCAAGGUAGCCACAGAGCUUGGAGCCGGCUUCGGCCAUGCUCAUGAGAUCUUGAAGUGUGUCCAUGACACAUGGCUGAACAUUACAGCCAUUCCCUUCCGUGGGUGUCCUGAGGAGACCUUGAGAGAUUCGGAUGGGGUGGAGUUGGAGCUCGAGGAGCUGAUUGGCGAACCGGUCAGGAGCAUAAAGGACAUGCUGAAGAUCGUUUGGCCUCUGCUGCUGGCGCGAGCUGCCAAUGACAGCAAGGUGUUGGAUCUCACCUUGAAUCAGAUGCUCAAGGAUGCUCAUGACAAUGGGGUCAUCGAUGCACAAGCGCCUCAUGAGGGUGAACAGCAUUUGCUGUCACCGUGUGGCAAGGCCAUCUUGAACGCCAUCGCUGGCGGCCGACGGCGCCUGGCACAGCUGGCUGCCAGCCAGGACUGGAAGAAGUGCCCCUGCACCGUGAAGAAGCACAGGUGGUGCCUGGUUUUGAUCGCGAAGCUUUUCGAAAUGCAGGUACCGGUAGCGCCGCUGGCUCAAGAUGUCGCGGCUGUUCGUGCCAACGUGUGCAUGCUGUGGAUGCUGUGGCUAUCGGCAUCAUGCAUUUGGCAGGAACAGGCUCGAAGCUUAAGCGCCGGUGUAGCCAAGAUGUCCAUCCAAGUCUUCGACGACUACUUCAAGGAGGGCCGCAAGAUUGUGACUGUCAAGGAUGUGGAGCCUGACAAGUUCAUCAAGGCCUUCUCGCAGCACCUGAAGCGCCAGGGGCGCUUCGAGCUGCCUAAGUGGGCUGACGUGGUGAAGACUAGCAAGUCCAAGGAGCUGCCACCUUAUGACCCUGACUGGCUCUACGUUCGAACUGCCUCCAUGGUUCGAAAGGUGUACAUUCGCAAGGGCAUGGGCGUUGGUGCCUUCCGCAAGGUCUAUGGAGGCCAGCAGAGACGAGGCACCUGCACCAACAAGUUCGUGAAGAGCUCCGGGAAGCUGGCCCGUUACAUUUUGCAGCAAUUGGAGGAGAUGGGCUUGGUCGAGCAGGAUGAGGAGGGCGGCCGCAUGAUCACCAAGGAAGGUCAGCGAGAGCUGGACACUGUGGCAGUGCAGGCCAUUGCUGAUGCUUGCCUGGUGUGCAUCACUGGGAUCACUGGGAUCACGGCGCGGGCCAGAAAAGUACGGCUGAGCGAUGCGAACGUAGGCCCGGCGGUGCUCUGGUGCACGGGCCUCGUAUGGAGUGGGGGGGGAGGCGUUGGCCGCGUUUGGCAGCUGGCUCUUGGAGGCAUGGACCAGGCUCGGGAGCCGCCGGUGCGGAAAACGCCUGUGAAGGAGGCUCCAGCGGAUGAGCCUGUGGUGUCGGAAGAGCCCCCGCAGCAGAGUCCUUCUGUGGCCGAGCCAGUGGGCGGCAGAAAGGCUGCAGUUCCCUCCAAAGAUGAGGAUCCACAGGAUCAGCCUGAGCCAGUGCCCGCAAUUGAUGAACAGGCUGCAGACUCCGCAGACGUGGCACCGCAAGCAGCUGCGCCAGAAUCGCCGGAGGAUGUCGCCCAGGAGCUCGGCUCGCAAAGCUUCAGAGAGGCUGAAGGAAAAGACGAGGCUGAAGAGCUCGAGGAUGAUGAGGCUGCUUUCGAAGAAUUGGACGAGGACGAGGAGGAGCUGAAUGACCAGGUGGAGCGGCUUAUGGGCCUGGAGGUUUUCAUGACGGGCCGCAAGGAGCCGACUCCUCCCCCAGAGUUCUGUGGCAACCUGCAGGCAUCUGAGGAGGAUCUGCCAAUCUGCGAGAUGCGAGCCGAGAUUCAGCAGGCUGUUGGAAACAACCGCGUGACGAUCAUUGUUGGCGGCACUGGCUGUGGCAAGUCCACACAGGUGCCAAAGUUCCUCGUGCAGGAGGCUGCUGCGAAGCGCACUCCUUGCAACGUCAUGGUGACACAGCCGCGGCGUCUUGCCGCAACGAGCCUUGCAAGACGAGUUGCUGAGGAGCUAGACCUGACCAUGGGUGUGGAGGUGGGCUACAGGAUCCGCGGCGAGACUGUGCCCGGAGAUCAUAUCUCCUUCGUGACUGCUGGCUAUUUGCUGAGUUGGCUCACUGCAGAUCCCAGAAGCGUGGAGGGCAUCACGCAUUUGAUUCUUGAUGAGGCUCACAUUAGAACAGCUGACAUGGAGCUAUUGCUGCUGACACUGCGGCUGGUCAUGAGAAUCAACAGUCAUCUUCGUGUGGUGCUGAUGUCUGCCACUAUGGAGGCCGACUUUUUCGGCAACUACUUUGCGGAGUUCUCAGAGGAGCCCAUCAAGCCCCUCUAUGUGGGUGGCCGGCUUUUCCCUGUGGAGGUGUUUCACUUGGAAGACAUCACGGCUGGAUCAGUGCCAGGUGGGUUGCUGCCCAAGAACUUGGGGAAGCGAGCGGUGCUGGCAGGGAAGAAGGCAUUCCCGCCAGACAAGCUUGCCAUGCUGGACAACAAAGAGGAUCUGGAAAAGCUCUUGGUGCCAAAGGUGCACCCGAAGGUUCGGGAGCUGACCCAGGAGAUCAUCCCUUCUGUGGCAAGUGGGGGGUCGACAAUCCUGAUUUUUGUGCCUGGCUAUGCGGACCUUGUCCGCAUGCACAGCUGGCUCUACUGGAAUCUGCCGACCGCUGGUUCCGUGAAUAUGGGAUUUGUGCCGCCCAAACCAGAGCAGCUGACAGACGAAGAGGACGAGCAGGAAGAUUUGCAGGAGCUGCAGGGCUUUCCGAACAUGCAAAGUCCACCUCAGUCGCCUCCUGCCAGCGCGAAUGAAGGCAUCACAGAGGAUGCGGAGGGCAUAAGGUACCGUCUUUUCGCGCUUCACUCUCAGGUUGCUCAGGAGGAUCAGGAGCUGGUCCUGCAGAAGCCGCCUGCGCAGAUUUGCAAUGUCGUGCUGGCCACCACCAUCGCCGAGUCAUCCCUCACCCUGCCAGAAGUGAUCGGCGUCAUCGACUUCUGCAUCCACAAGACCAGCGUGGGCGAUCCGAGCCAGAUGGGUCUUUGCAAGAUCACGGCGCAGUGGUGUGCGCGGUCUGCGUGCCUGCAACGCGAAGGGCGUGCUGGUCGAACACAGCCCGGCUGGUGCAUCCGCAUGGUGCCAGAAUCGGUGUUCAGCGCCAUGAACGAGUAUGACACUCCUGAGAUUCUGCGAACUCCACUGACCACGCUCUACUUGAAAGCGAAGGGCAUAGCUGAUGGCCUCAGCGAGGUGGUUCAGGACGACGAAUCUCUUGCCAAGCGGCUUUGCUUGGAAGCUGCCACACCGGGCGAGCUUCUAAAGCAGCUGCUUGCGCCGCCGUCAUCGAAGGCAAUCGAUGCAGCCGUUUGCCAGUUGGCUCAGUCGGCAGUCCUCACAGAGGAGGCGCCUACAGCCAAGGUCUCCGUGCUUGGGCGCUUGGCGCUCUUUUUGCCCAUCGACAUCCAGCUGUGUCGCUUGGUGUGGCUGGGGUGCCUUUUCGGCUGCGCUCCCGAAGCAGUGGUUAUGGCUGCUGCUUGCAGCACUGCAUCGCCUUUUUCGAACCCUUCCAGGCUGGGCUUCCAGGACCCGGAGGAGUUCACCAAGCAUUUGGGGGAUACCGCAGAAGCCUGGCGCUACUUUGACGGCGGCCAUUGCUCGGAGCCUAUGGCUUUGCUGCGGCUAUUCUUCGCUUGGCUGCGGAGGCUGAAGCUGACGCCUGUGCGCAGCAGCACCCCGCAGCGCUGGUUCCGCGCCACGGCCAUGCUGGAGAAGGAUGUGGCCAUCGAUCCUUCGCGCAUGACUGCCUUUGUGUCCUUCGUGGCUGACCUUGCCCUUCGCUGUCGGGAUUUGUGCAGCGACGAGCGUGAUGAGUCCUGUGCCUGUCAGGUGCGAGCAGACCUGCAUGGGUUGAUAAAGCUGCUGCGACGGCCGGACAAGAGCAGAGAGGACCAGAAGCUGCUGAUCGAUGAUAGUUAUGUUCCAGCGCUCGGCGACGUCUUCAGAGCCUCGGCCACCAAAGUCUAUGCUUUGCUGGCAGCCGCCUUCUCGGAGAAUUUGCUGGUGGGCCGCCACACGAGUGCAAAAGAAGUCGACGCCAUGCUGGACUCCCUGCACUUGCUGGAUCCCAGCGGCAUCGCCUCAAAGGAUGCCUGUUUAAUCCCGCAGCAUGGUUUGAAGAGGACCCCAGAGAAGCUGUCCAAGAUCCUGAAGGUCAUCACUCGCCGCACGCCUGAGGAGGUGGUGCAGGACAACCGAUUCAUUUCGGUCCGCUUCAAGCCGGAAACUGGCGAGCAGGUACCUCCUUGGAUGCGGGGCAAAGUGGCCCUGGUGUCUCGGCGACAUGAAUCGAGAACUAUGGGUUUGGGCCCGGCGGAGGUUCCUCGCUUGAACGCUUUGAGCAUGGGCCCGCGCCUGUGCCACAUGUCCGCCGGCGGCCCGAGAAGGUUCUCAGUUGGCGAGUCCGAGUUCGCGCGCGCUGCUUCGCCCUAUGAGCUUUCCUUCAGCGUGGUCCAUGAGGCAAGGGCAAACAGCGGAUCCAUGAUCGCGCUUUUUGGGGAGCAGACUCCCAUGGGCUUCCCUUGCCAUGUGGUGAGCCCUGACCAGCCCCUGGGCAAGGAGUCCUUUGCGUGCGUGGCGUCGGACAUGACGCUCGGCGAGGGGAUUGCAGCGCGGGUGAACGGAACCACGCUGCUGUUGGCAGAAGAGCUUCUCUUCGCUCUGAUCACCAUGUGCCCGGUUGGGAUGCCGUUGGAGCUCGGUUUUGGGCAAGGGCCAGGUGGCAGCUUGGAAGGUGCAAAGGCUGCAUUGAUGGGGCUGCGCUUCCACAGGAAGGAGGACGUGAUCUUCCGAAAGCACUUGCCGGGCAUCAGUACUCUCGCGAAGGUCAACGCUAUCCGCACAGCAAUCAUGGAGAACCUGGUGAGUCCUGCAGAGGCGAACUCGAACGGACAGGAGGUUCUUCUUUGGGAGGAUGCCGAUGCCGAGAACGAUUUCGAGGACCUUAUUCAGCUUGUGCGUGAUGCGCCAAGCAUUGAGGAGGUUGGUGGCGCCUACGGCGCCGAAUCCAAUCCGGUGAUGUGGAUCCGUCAUCGCCCCAACCUGCGGAAGAGCAAGGAUACUCCCAAGGGCGGAUCAGAGGGCGACGAGGAGGAAGUUGAGGAGGAGGACACGGAGACCUUUGAUGAUGAGUUGGACGAGGAGGCGGACAUCCAAGCCCUGCAGCCAAUUGGUGUGGAUAAGCGUGUGGAGGCUCAGGUGGCGCGAAAGAUCGGGCCUUUGAGCCCAAAGAUCACGCACGCCUUCGAGUGUCCAGACUGUGCAGAGCGCUUCCAGGACUGGAGCAGCUGUCGGCAACACUUAGUGCUCACGGGUCAUUUGGAUGUCUCCAGCGACAAAGCUUUGAAGACUGCACAGCAGCUUUGCGCGCCAGUGCGCUUCCGGUGCCUAGAGUGCUUCCAGAGCUUUUCCAACCAACAGAAGCUGGAGAAACAUUUGCAAGAGUCAAAGCAUUUAAGCUGGGCCAAGCACUCGCGCACCAAGAUCAACCUUUGCAGGCCUCGGAGUAUGCCUGACUUGGACGUCAGGCUCUCAGAGGAGGAUGAGGAAGAGGGGCAGGAGAGUGAGCAGCCAAGCGGCUUCUUCCGUUCUUUGAGAACAACGCUCUCAGCACCUGGGACCGUUCCUGCUCAGCAUCAACACCCAGAUGAAAAGACAGAGGCACUGAUCGCAAAGCAAGACCUGGAUGAGAGCGUCAAGGACAGGUUGAGGAGCAUCACAGCUUGGGAUGCCACCCAGCUCAUCAACAAAGUCCAGGGGAAUGCUUCAGUCAAGAACCCUUCCGGCUGGGUGAUGUCAGCGAUCAGCAAGAUGAAGGAGAACGACGAGCUCAUUUCUUCGCAGAUGAGUAGCUUGCUGCUGGGCCUGGAAGAUAUUGUCAGGAGUCGCACAACGAUGAGGCAACAGAGCUUGCGGCGCAUAACUCUCAGCAUGGCGCUGCAGAAGAAGACGCAGGACGACAAGGCAAAGGCAGAGUUGGCCUCGUUGCCUGACGACGAGGCAGCGCAAUUGGUGACGUCAAUGCGCAGCAACAACUCAAUCAGAACCCCGACUGCCUGGCUGGUGACAGCCAUUCGCAAAGUCAAGGCGAAGCUGGAGACGUCUACCGAGGAGGAGUCUGCAAAAGCUGAAGAGGACGGCCAAAGAGAAGAGUCGACCUCAAGGGUGCAAGAGGAGGACAAUGUCAAGGCGGAGGUAAUCCUCUUGCCUGACGAUCAGGCUCAGCUUCAACACCCAGAUGAAAAGACAGAGGCACUGAUCGGAAAGCAAGACCUGGAUGAGACCGUCAAGGACAGGUUGAGGAGGAUUACAGCUUGGGAUGCCACCCAGCUCAUCAACAAAGUCCAGGGGAAUGCUUCAGUCAAGAACCCUUCCGGCUGGGUGAUGUCAGCGAUCAGCAAGAUGAAGGAGAACAACGAACUCAUUUCUUCGCAGAUGAGUAGCUUGCUGCUGGGCCUGGAAGAUAUUGGCGACAGGGCGAAGGCAGAGUUGGCCUCAUUGCCUGACGACGAGGCAGCGCAAUUGGUGACGUCAAUGCGCAGCAACAACUCAAUCAGAACCCCGUCUGCCUGGCUGGUGACAGCCAUUCGCAAAGUCAAGGCGAAGCUGGAGACAUCUGCCGCGGAGUCUGCAAAAGCUAAAGAGGACGGCCAAAGAGAAGAGCCGACCUCAAGGGUGCAAGAGGAUGCCAAAACGGACGCUUUGCUGCGGAGCCUGGAUGACAUAGAGGACAAUGUCAAGGCGGAGUUAAUCCUUUUGCCUGACGAUCAGGCAGCGCAGUUGGUGAGACAAAUGCGCAGCAACAGUCAGAGCAUCAAAGACCGGAAUGCCUGGCUGACGGGGGCCAUUCGCACCAAAGCCCAGGCCAUUCGCACCAAAACCAAGGCCAACGGCAAAGCGGCGCUCAAGAGGUCCGGAAAAAGGCGAGCUGAAAACCUAGGCAGUGCCCGCGGUUGCUGCCGUACUGCAUGCAAAAGCUGUUGAAUGCAGCUGUUCACUACUUCCAUCGCUUUCAACUUUUUUGGGAGCCCCAACCUCCGCAGCAUUCGUUGAUGAUACCAACUUGCAUGCGAAGGAUGGUAGUCAAGGGUGCGUACACCCAGC